Molecule: messenger RNA, 1638 nt
Organism: Drosophila montana
Lineage: Eukaryota; Metazoa; Arthropoda; Insecta; Diptera; Drosophilidae
Gene: run
Product: runt
Exons: 2
Coding region: 1-1638 (545 amino acids)
Biological process (GO): regulation of DNA-templated transcription
Cellular component (GO): nucleus
Molecular function (GO): DNA-binding transcription factor activity, RNA polymerase II-specific; ATP binding; RNA polymerase II cis-regulatory region sequence-specific DNA binding
Source: RefSeq, a predicted model, not a curated record
AUGCAUUUGCCCGCUGGACCCACACUGGUGGCCAAUACGGCCGCCCACACGCAGGUCCUGGCCGCAGCGGCAGCAGCGGCGGCGGCGGCGGCGGCUGCCACGAAUGUUAGCCAAGGCAACAUAAGCACACACUCGGCCAGCAGCACGGGCAGCUCCACGCCGGACAACAACAGCAACAACAACAGCAGCAGCAACAACAACAACAACAACAAUAGCAGCAGCAGCAACAACAACUCUAACUCGAACGCGGCGAAUUUGGCGAAAAUGCCAAGCUCCAUGACAGACAUGUUCGCCAGCCUGCACGAGAUGCUGCAGGAAUACCACGGCGAAUUGGCGCAAACCGGCUCGCCGUCGAUCCUGUGCAGCGCGCUGCCCAAUCACUGGCGCUCCAACAAAUCGCUGCCGGGCGCCUUCAAGGUGAUCGCCCUGGACGAUGUGCCCGAUGGCACCCUCGUCUCGAUCAAGUGCGGCAACGACGAGAACUACUGCGGCGAGCUGCGCAACUGCACCACCACGAUGAAGAAUCAGGUGGCCAAGUUCAAUGAUCUGCGCUUCGUGGGCCGCUCCGGUCGCGGCAAGUCCUUCACGCUGACCAUCACCAUUGCCACCUAUCCGGUCCAGAUAGCCAGCUACAGCAAGGCCAUCAAAGUAACGGUCGACGGGCCGCGGGAGCCAAGAAGUAAGCAAAGCUAUGGCUAUCCACAUCCCGGCGCCUUCAAUCCGUUCAUGCUGAAUCCGGCGUGGCUGGACGCCGCCUAUAUGACCUACGGCUAUGCGGACUAUUUCCGCCAUCAGCAGGCGGCCGCCGCUGCAGUGCAUCAUCCGGCGCUGUCCAAGGCAGCCACCUCGCCCAAUGGCAGCGCCAGCGGCGUCGUCUCGCCCGGAACUGCGGCUGCUGGAGCCGCUGUGCCCGCCGCCGCUGCCGCUGACUAUCCGCCGCCGCCGUCUGUGGGUGUGGGCGCCGUGGCGCCCGCCUCCAUGAUGCCCUCGCCGCCGGGUGGCCCUCCACCAUCUGCUUAUGCCAUGCCGCAGUUCCCGUUCAACCAUGUGGCCGCCGCUGCUGCGGCCGCCGCGCAUCAGAAUCAAAAGUCCACGCCGCACGCAUUUCAUCCGUAUAACUUUGCGGCCGCGGCGGGUUUGCGGGCGCGCAAUGCGGCCGCCGCUGCACUGCAUCAUGGCAGCCUGAGCGCCGCGGAAGCGGCGCACAUGAGUCCCGCCUCGUCGCGCCCAUCGAGCUCCUCGCCAACGCCGACGCCCACGUCCAUGCCCCAUGUGCUGCUCAAGCUGAACACCUCGAUCGAGACGAGCUCCAUACACGAACAAUCCGCCUCGGAUGCGGACUCCGACGACGAGCAGAUCGAUGUGGUCAAGUCCGAGUACGAGCUGGACAAGUCCAUCGACUCCACGCGCAGCUCACCCACCCAGCAGAUCUCUGUGCCGCUCCGCAUGCGCUGCGAUCUCAAAGCCCCCUCUGCCCUGAAGCCGCUCUACCACGAGACGGCGUCCGCGGCGGCGGCAGCGGCAGCAGCCGCGGCAGUGGCUGCGCCUCGCCAGGCCUCGCCGGAGACAACGCUGCCGGCGGCAACAAAGCUGAAGAACGCCGUCGUCCAGCAGAAGACUGUGUGGCGGCCCUACUGA